Molecule: messenger RNA, 1381 nt
Organism: Erythranthe guttata (spotted monkey flower)
Lineage: Eukaryota; Viridiplantae; Streptophyta; Magnoliopsida; Lamiales; Phrymaceae
Cellular component (GO): mitochondrion
Molecular function (GO): prostaglandin-E synthase activity
Source: RefSeq, a predicted model, not a curated record
CGGCGAAAAAAACAUUUGAGCUCACGUGUACAGCUUCUAAAACCCUCGCAUAAACCACACAAAAUCAAUAACUGCGAUUUUCCCCUUUUCAACUUUCCAGAUUCUCAUUCACGAAAAUCACCAGAUCGUUCUACAGAUGAGAAGGGUUAGCGCAAGCGGACUCGCCGCGAUUAGCCGCGCCGUUGGUGGCGUCGCCGUCGCGCCUUCAGCUGCCGGAAAUCACGCGCAGCACCACCACCGGCUCUUCCAGGCUGCUCUCUUCAGCACGAACAGCAACAGCAGCUGCGAAUCCAGAUCUCAUUGGUUUUCGAACAACAGGAUCGCCGCUGAUCAGGUUGCUCGCGCUGUCGCUGGGACGAUGUUUUUCUCGGUGGCCGCCACAACGCUCGUCGAAGAGGUCAACGCAAAGGAGCCGGUCCAGUCAAAAUUUCGGCCGAAGGACGUCGUUCUUUAUCAAUAUGAAGCUUGCCCUUUCUGUAACAAAGUCAAAGCGUUUCUGGACUACUAUGAUAUACCAUACAAAAUUGUGGAGGUCAACCCUAUGAACAAAAAGGAAAUCAAAUUUUCUGAAUACCAGAAAGUUCCGAUUUUGAUGGUUGAUGGCGAACAGAUGGUUGACUCAUCAGAUAUAAUAGACAAGUUGGACAAAAAGAUUCACCCCGAGGUGUCCAAAGAUUCUGUUGGGCAAGAUGGUGAAGAGAAGAAGUGGCGCGGUUGGGUGGACAAUCAUUUGGUGCAUAUUUUGUCACCUAAUAUUUAUCGAAGUCCCUCCGAAGCUCUCGAGUCAUUUGACUACAUCACUAGUCAUGGUAACUUCAGCUUCACCGAGAGAAUAACAGCAAAAUAUGCUGGAGCUGCUGCAAUGUAUUUUGUUUCAAAGAGACUGAAGAAAAAAUAUAACAUCACCGAUGCACGUGCUUCUUUGUACGAAGCUGCAGAGACAUGGGUAGAUGCUCUCAAGGGCCAAGAUUUUCUAGGCGGGGGCAAGCCUAACUUAGCUGACCUGGCGGUGUAUGGUGUUUUAAGACCUAUACGCUACCUCAGGUCCGGUAAAGACAUGGUGGAGCACACACGUAUAGGUGAUUGGUACUCUCGAAUGGAAAAUGCUGUGGGAGUUUCUUCUAAAAUCUAGGCAUAGCCCGUUUUUUGGUCUCGUUUUUUAGUGGAAUCUUUUGACGGUAAGGAAUCUUUUACUUCUUUUAUCCUGUGAUAAUAAUCCCCUCCCCCCUUGGUAGAUAAAUUGAUUACAGUGCACUUUGUCUUAUAAUUUGGGGGAAUUGUGUUCGUAUUCUUCAUGAAUAAAUUGUAAUCAUGCAUCCUUCUUUUUUUUUUUUUUUUUUAAAGAAAUAACUAUUUUUCAAUGCUGUAGAAAAUCCGAAAU